AGGGUAGAUAGAUAGAUAAUAUAUAUAUUAACUACGAAGGGCACCGCACUGGAAAGAUGACAGAUUACCAAAUUCAUUGCAUUCGUUAGAGUUUUAGGCAAGGACCAAAAUGAUAACAGAAAGUCCAAUUUUGAAAGAUGUAUGGGAGCUACACAGCCGCCUUUUUGACCACAGACCAAUAUUACAAGGUCACAUAAGGGCUUUUGUGAAAGAGUUUGAGGAAAAGAGAGGUAAUAGAGAGGAAGAUAGACUAAACAAGAUCAGAAAUCAACUGUCGGAAAUGAAAGAACAGUAUUUACCUGAAACACAAACUGCCCUGGAUACAUUCCUUGCAAAUAUCCAAGCUAAAAUCAAAGUUGCAGCUGAAGUUUGUAAGAAAAUAGAAGAAAAAGAAAAUAAUGUUGAGAUUGGGUUCCUUGACCUUCAAAGACAAAGACGGAGAGAAGAGUGGGACACCUUCAUGCAGACUCAGUUUGAAAAAAGUGCCAAAGUUGAUGAAGAAAUGGAUAUUGAAAUGAAGAAAGUUGCUGCAGAAUAUGAGGAGAUGGGAAAGAAAAUAGAGCAUAUUUCUACAAUAACAACACCUUGAUUAGUUGUUACAGUGACAGAAUAUCAUGAACUAUUUAAACUAGUUACAGAAAAUCAUGAAUUACUCAAAUUACUUACAGAAAAUCAUUUAUUAUUUAAAUUAGGUACAGAAAAUCAUGAAUUUUAUCAGUGAAUUAGUCUACAAUGGGCACAUUCAAAUAGUAAAAAAAAACUAGAGAAAAUGAAAUGUACCAUGUUGAUAUUCUUGUAAAAUAUUUCUUGAAAAAAAAUGUUGAAAGAGUUUUAACAGAUUUAAAAUCUACAUUUAUAUGAUGAAUAAUAAUAUUUUGUUUUAUACCAUUUAUUAUUUGCAAUAUAGAUCUAUAGAUAUGUAAUAUUGUAUCAUAUACAUGUACGCUCACAUUUGGCAACAACAUCUAUGUAUAAUUGUUUCCUGGUUUGUUGUUAUGUAUGAUAGUAUCAACAUAAUAAUUCAUCGUAUUACACACCUUCCAUGGACCAUUCCAAUUUAAGAUAUGUAGUUCAAAAAUAUUCUGUCUUCUUUAUUUAAAUUCGAAUUUUUAUGCCAUUUACUAAUUACGUAGCAUGAUUUUAUUAAAUUCAAACUAUUUAACAGCUAGAUGCAGGUAAAUGACUAUUAAUUAUUUCUAAACAGAAAAUUCUUAAUUCCUGCAUUGCUUACAUUUCUGUUAAUAUUUAUUUAAUUAUUACAUGAUUGUUUAAUUUGUACCAAGAAAUUAUAUGUGCAAUAAUAUGAUAUGUUAUAUUUAUUGAGAAUUUAUUUUUAUCAAUAAUAAAAAUUAAUAACUUA
Ruditapes philippinarum (Manila clam) is the source of this 1360-nucleotide messenger RNA. Its product is annotated as biogenesis of lysosome-related organelles complex 1 subunit 5-like. Gene Ontology annotation, cellular component: transport vesicle; BLOC-1 complex. The record is from RefSeq and is a predicted model, not a curated record. NCBI's taxonomy places the organism in Eukaryota, Metazoa, Mollusca, Bivalvia, Venerida, Veneridae. The coding region runs from base 110 to 589 and encodes 159 amino acids. The transcript has 5 exons.